Messenger RNA from Striga asiatica, 1118 nucleotides. The record is from the annotation of a GenBank genome assembly. Lineage: Eukaryota; Viridiplantae; Streptophyta; Magnoliopsida; Lamiales; Orobanchaceae.
CCUUCUUAUUUUUUUCCAUCCGCAUCCGAAAGAAAAGGGAAGAUAAUAUUCCUCUCUUCUUAUUUUUUUCCUCUCACCUUUUCUUCUCUCAAAACAUCUCCAACAGUCGGAGAAGCGAAUUCGAGCGGAGUCCCCCUCAUUGUCCACCGUCAGAAAACACCGCAACCGCCUGGGGAUUUUUCUAUCGAACCUUCACAAAACCCUCCGCCCCACACACCUAGCCGCCCGUCCUCUUCACGCGCCGAUUGCGACUGGCCCAUCUUUGUGGCGACUGCUCGAGACUACAGCGAGACCUUGGAAUCCGAUCGGUUCAUGUGCGGUCCAAAGGCGACAAUCCCUGCUGGGUUCAGUGGGUCUGUAGAUGCUGCGUCGUUGUUGGAAUUUGUCGAUGUUGGUCAUGAUUUGAUUCUUGCUGCUGAUGCAUCAGAUCCAGUAGCUCUGGUGAUUAAUCACAUGAGUUAUGCAGUUUCAGAGACUGAAGGGGAUCAUACUUUGAUGGCUAGCGGUCAUUUAAUUCAGUCUGAGGCUAUUCUGGGCAGCAUAAAAAUUGAGGGGAGGGAAGCUGUUGUACCCGAUGUCCUUGGGCUCUCAUCGAACCGUGGCAAAGUCAGCUUAGCCUUUCUCCGGUCAGCUGAAAUAGCUUAUCGAGAAUUGAGAAAUGCAGUGGAUUUCAAGAAGCCCGUUUAUUUGGAAAAUUUGAAUGUUUUCUCUUUGUAUCUUGGACUAGGUUGUUGAAUUUUUGUGUGCCUGUAAGAUCUAAUGUUUUGUGCAAAUUGCUAGGUCAUUGCAUUUUUUCUAACUUGGCACAUGAGUUCGUUUCAUAUCGAAAUAUUGUGGGCUUAUUUUAUAUUUAAUUACCCACAGGGCCUUUAUUAUACAACUUUCAAGGUUAUGGUAUUUUCAAUUCAAUGGUGUUUUCAAUUCAAGGUUGAGUAUCAGAGAAUUGGGUACACAAGCUUAAGCCCAUCGCAACAUGUAUGAGAUAAUCUAAUAUGAAAUAGAUGAAGAGAUUCAUUCUAUUUUACCUCAAUGUUUUGUACAUAUGAGAUUAAUGACAAUAAUUUGAGUUCAAUAUGAGAAAGAGGCAAUGCGUUUUUGGUUUGUCGUUUUGGGUUGGG